This is a messenger RNA of Lepus europaeus (European hare), 1889 nucleotides long. RefSeq names its product tyrosylprotein sulfotransferase 2 (gene TPST2). Gene Ontology annotation, biological process: peptidyl-tyrosine sulfation. Gene Ontology annotation, molecular function: protein-tyrosine sulfotransferase activity. NCBI's taxonomy places the organism in Eukaryota, Metazoa, Chordata, Mammalia, Lagomorpha, Leporidae. The record is from RefSeq and is a predicted model, not a curated record. The coding region runs from base 222 to 1355 and encodes 377 amino acids. The transcript has 7 exons. Gene Ontology annotation, cellular component: Golgi apparatus.
GCCCGGCCGGGGCGGCUGGAGAGCCGCGAGUCGCUGGGCGCGCGGGGCCGCCUGGCCGCGCCUCGCCACGGGCUCUGUUGGCACACGGCCGUGGUGAGCAGGUGCGCAGGCUGGAGCCCAGAGAUGCCAGUCCCCAGGGGAGACGUGAGCCUGGCGGGCCGCCGGCUGACCCAUCGCUGAAGCGGGCGCCCAGGCCGGGGCUGCCGCGUCCCCGGCCCAGCAUGCGCCUGUCCGUGCGGAGGGCGCUGCUGGCGGUCGGCUGCGCCCUGGCCCUGGUGCUGGCGGUGCAGCUGGGACAGCAGGUGCUGGAGUGCCGCGCGGCGCUGGGGGGCCCGCGGAGCGCGCGGCGGGCCAUGCGGCCAGAGCAGGAGGAGCUGGUGGUGGUGGGCGCCGACCGCGUGGAGUACCGCUACGGCAAGACCAUGCCGCUCAUCUUCGUGGGCGGCGUGCCCCGCAGCGGCACCACGCUCAUGCGCGCCAUGCUGGACGCGCACCCGGAGGUGCGCUGCGGCGAGGAGACCCGCAUCAUCCCGCGCGUGCUGGCCAUGCGCCAGGCCUGGUCCAAGUCCGGCCGGGAGAAGCUGCGGCUGGACGAGGCAGGCGUGACGGACGAGGUGCUAGACGCCGCCAUGCAGGCCUUCAUCCUGGAGGUGAUCGCCAAGCACGGGGAGCCGGCGCGCGUGCUCUGCAACAAGGACCCCUUCACGCUCAAGUCCUCCGUCUACCUGUCGCGCCUCUUCCCCAACUCCAAGUUCCUGCUGAUGGUGCGCGACGGCCGGGCCUCGGUGCACUCCAUGAUCACGCGCAAGGUCACCAUCGCCGGCUUCGACCUGAGCAGCUACCGCGACUGCCUCACCAAGUGGAACAAGGCCAUCGAGGUGAUGUACGCCCAGUGCAUGGAGGUGGGCCGCGACAAGUGCCUGCCCGUGUACUACGAGCAGCUGGUGCUGCACCCCAGGCGCUCCCUCAAGCUCAUCCUGGACUUCCUGGGCAUCGCCUGGAGCGACGCCGUCCUGCACCACGAAGACCUCAUCGGCAAGCCCGGCGGUGUCUCCCUGUCCAAGAUCGAGCGCUCCACGGACCAGGUCAUCAAGCCUGUGAACCUGGAGGCGCUCUCCAAGUGGACCGGCCACAUCCCUGGGGACGUGGUGCGGGACAUGGCCCAGAUCGCCCCCAUGCUGGCCCGGCUCGGCUACGACCCCUACGCGAACCCCCCCAACUACGGCAACCCGGACCCCAUCGUCAUCAACAACACACACCGGGUCUUGAAAGGGGACUAUAAGACACCAGCCAAUCUGAAAGGAUAUGUUCAGGUGAACCAGAACAGCACCUCCUCCCACCUAGGAAGCUCCUGAUUUCCAGAUCUCUGCAAACGGCUUUGUUGCCAAGAAGACGGGAAACUGCAUUCGAGUGGGAAUCGGACCUCUAAUCCAAGCAUAUUGCUUGCUAUUAAUCGCCAAAAAAAAAAAAAAAAAAAAAAAAAAAAAAUCCGGGCCUGCUAAUGAGGAAUGUAUUUGCAUAUGUGUGCAAAAGCAGAGUCACCCAGGGCUAGCCUUGGAACCCUGUGGCCUGGGCCUUGCUCCCAGGGCGGAGAGCAGAGCGUGGGAAGUAGCCCGUGUUGAAACUUAGGUAUUUUCUAAUUUCUCCCCUCCAGAACUGUUUUUGUACGAAAUGGACUCGCCACCCUCCUUAAUUCACAGGGCUGCCUCGGCGGCUUUGCUGGCUGGGACAAGGCCCACACCUGUGCCUCUCCUGUCACCCCUGACCUGGAAUUCAGAGAAUCUAUUUAAGAAUUUAAUAUAUGAGGCUUUCUUGGAUUUCUCCUCCUUGGUUCUGCUCAGUUCCACGGCGGCGGGGGAGAUUGUUUGAAUAAAGUGAACAGAGUCUCA